This is a messenger RNA of Vitis vinifera (wine grape), 1887 nucleotides long. Its product is annotated as phosphopantothenoylcysteine decarboxylase. Gene Ontology annotation, molecular function: FMN binding; phosphopantothenoylcysteine decarboxylase activity. The record is from RefSeq and is a predicted model, not a curated record. The transcript is spliced from 6 exons. Bases 929 to 1570 code for a protein of 213 amino acids. NCBI's taxonomy places the organism in Eukaryota, Viridiplantae, Streptophyta, Magnoliopsida, Vitales, Vitaceae. Gene Ontology annotation, cellular component: phosphopantothenoylcysteine decarboxylase complex. Gene Ontology annotation, biological process: coenzyme A biosynthetic process.
UCCAGACGAGAGAAUCCCUAAAAAGGCCCUUAUAAAAACGUUAUUCCCAGGAAAUUGAAGACAAAAAAAAAAAAGAAAGCUUAGAGUUUAACUUCAAAAAAUGGGCGGCAGAAGCACUUCCAUUUGGGAGAGACUGCCACGGCCCUCAUUCGCUCUCGAUCCCCGACCUCGGCUUCACUCUCUCUAAUUUUCCCGAGCAAUUCUCCGAGUUGAGGCUGAUUUGAAAGUUAAUGUGUUAUAGUUUUAUCUCAAAUGGGAGACUUAUGAUGCACCUUCAAUAAAAUUUCUAAUGUUGGAGAACUGGGGAAUAGCAAUAGUAACGUCUCUAUUUAUAAAUUAUAUCAAGACAUUCCGACUUUAGAAUCCUCUUUGAGUGGCAUUUUGGACAAUUAAAAAACAAAAAAUCCAAACUCUUUUCGCUUCUCUUUUCCCAAUCUGAAGCCCCUCUUCUCAUACACCCCUGCGUCGAAAUCCCAAAAUCAUUGGAGUCUAAGAGAUCCGACUACUCACCAACCAUCGCUAGCGAGCUAGACAAACAAACCCCUUGGAGCCCACACCCCACCUCAGAGACCUUGAUAAACACUGCAGGUAAGGUGGAAUCUAUUCAUGUCUUUACUGGGCACUGCUGGAGAACUCUACCACUGGCGAUUGUCUAAUUCAUUCCUCACCGGCGAAAUCCACCACUAAGAAGCCCUAAUCCAUCUCUUACUGAUGAACUCCAACAUGGACAAGCCCUAACUGGCCUCAAGAGGUGGCCACCUUCAGUGGACUCCAUAAUCUGCCACUACUGGAGGCGUUGGGAAGUCCUUCAGAUCCUCUACCUCUACCUUAACUGGAUAAAAACAAAUAGUGGGCAAUUAUGUAUAGUGGAGCGGAGCCACGUUCCCUUAUAGGAUUCUUGGAGUGGUUAGCCUCCAUUUAAGGGCUGAUGAUGACAUAUGCAGAACCUUUGAGUCCAGAAGUUGAUGCGAUACCAGUCAACAUUGCUCCCAGAAGACCCCGGAUUCUACUUGCUGCUAGUGGGAGUGUAGCUGCUAUGAAGUUUGGGAAUCUCGUCCAUUCUUUUUGUGAAUGGGCAGAAGUAAGAGCAGUUGUCACAAAGGCUUCUUUACACUUCAUUGAUAGAGCAGCACUGCCUAAGGAUUUAUAUCUUUACACUGAUGAUGAUGAAUGGUCCAGUUGGACAAAAUUAGGAGACAGUGUGCUUCACAUUGAGCUCCGUAGGUGGGCUGAUGUCAUGGUAAUCGCCCCAUUAUCAGCAAAUACACUUGGCAAGAUUGCCGGGGGACUGUGUGACAACCUGCUGACAUGCAUUGUGCGAGCGUGGGACUACAGCAAGCCAAUGUUUGUUGCGCCAGCUAUGAACACCUUCAUGUGGACCAAUCCUUUCACAGAACGCCAUCUUAUGACAAUUGAUGAACUUGGAAUUUCUCUUAUUCCACCUGUCACUAAAAGGCUGGCUUGCGGAGAUUAUGGGACUGGUGCAAUGGCUGAACCUUUUCUCAUCCACUCAACCGUAAGACUCUUCUUGGAGACACGGGCUCAAUCAAGUAGCAGUAAUGUGCAGUAAUUGGGUAUGGUUAAUCUGUCUGUUGGAGAAGUCACCAGAGAGUUGGCUGAAAUGGCAUGUUGGAAAUGCUAAACGUAGUUCACUUGGACUGCAUUGAUUUUGUUAUGACCGUCCAUUAAACUUACUACGUCUUGUAGAUUGUUGGUAUCGGUGGAUUUGCAUAUCCUGUUUCUCAAUAUUUCUAGUAGCGCCUUUUGAAUGUUAUGUGCCUUGUGUAUUAAUGGUGAGGGAGAAUGUAUCAGUCUCCUAAAUUUCUCAAUCUCUGUGUAGACAUGCUUGAUGAUACAUUCCUAUAAAUAGACUCUGAUUUCUGGAAA